ACAAUUACAACAAUCCACUUUGCAUUUGGGAAAGCGGAACCUAGUAGAAAAGCAAAGUGGUGCGGAGUUUCUAACAAACAGAACAUGGCAGGGAUAAAUGCCGAUCAUAUCCUCGAUAUUGAUAGAAAGCUUGCUGAGUUGACACUUAUACCAUCUGAACGUUGCAUCUUUAGAGUACAUGAUGUACUGCGCAACGAAAAUAAAAAAGCUUACGAACCAGAAGUAGUUGCUAUUGGUCCUUAUCACCAUGGUAAGGAUAAUCUACAACCAAUGGAAGAGCACAAAUUACGCUACUUGAAACGGCUUCUUAACCGAAGAAAUGAAACCAGUGCGGAAAGAUACAUCGUGGCGAUGCGAGAAUCUGAACAAAAAGCACGUAAGUCGUAUGCAGAUCCCACUAGCCUUGAUUCAAAUAAGUUUGUAGAAAUGAUGCUUCUUGACGGUUGCUUCAUCGUUGAGUUGCUUCGCAAGAAUGAGAAAAAGAUAAACCCGAUAGCCACCGAACGACCCGCCAAACCCGGUGGUAAACCAGGUAGGCCCGAACGACCUGAUAGACCUGAUGACAAGCCCAGUAGAACCGAUAGACCCGGCGACAAACUUGGUUGUCCCGAACGACCCAAUAGACCCAGCGACAAACCUGGUAGACACGAACGACCCGAUGACAAGCCCGGUAGAUCCGAACCCCCUGAAAGACCCGAUGCCGAACCCAGUAGAACCGAUAGACCCAGCGACAAACUUGGAGGCCCGAUAGACUCAGCUACAAACCUGGUAGACCCGAACAACCUGAUAACAACCCCGGUAGACCCAAACGCCCUGAUAGACCCGAUGACAAACCCAGUAGAACCGAUAGACCCGGUGGCAAACUUGGUAGGCCUGAACUACCCAAUAGACCCGGCGAGAAACCUGAUAGGCCCGAUGACAAACCCGAUGACAACCCCUAUAGACCGGGACGGCUAUAUUCAAAAUGCCAUCAUACGUGAUUUAGUGUUAUUUGAAAAUCAACUUCCAUUCUUUAUCGUCAAGAAGUUGUUCGACAUGACCAGGACCGAAAAUUCUACAUAUUCGCUAGACAACCUCAUUGGCGAGUUUUUUAGGCAUUUUGGUUGGAUAACACCAGAACCAGGUGAACUUUUACGAGAUCAUUUGUCCAUCAACCAUCUUCUAGGCCUGUUGCAUUAUUGUUGCUGCUACCAAUUUCAUUCAACGGUAUUCUCCCGAAGCAAUCCUGAUGGAAUAAAAGAAGAGUCCCUAAAAUCUGCAACAGAGCUCCAAGAAACCGGGAUCAAAUUCGAGAACAUUGAGGGAGAGACUUUGUUCGGCAUAAGGUUUGAAGAAGGGAUAUUGAAAAUCCCGACUUUAAAAGUUGAAGACGAUACAGAGUCUGUUUUCAGAAAUUUAAUUGCAUAUGAGCAAUACCAUCCAGAUACUUCAUGGCAUCAUUUCACUGCUUAUCACAAGUUUAUGGAUUACCUCGUGAACACCUCAAAGGAUGUCGAAAUACUUACUCACUGUGGAAUUAUUCGUAGCCUUUUAGGUGAAAAUGAAGUGGUUGCGACUAUGUUAAACAAGCUCGGCAACAAUAUCAUAAUAUCUGACCUAGGUUACGAAGAAGUUUAUAACAAUGUGAAUAAGCAUUGCAGGGGGAAAUGGAACAUACGGUUUGCGAUCUUAAGACGGGAUUAUUUCAACACUCCAUGGGCAUCCAUAUCGUUUGUUGCUGCUGUUGUGUUGCUUUUGUUGACCGUGUUACAAACCAUAUUUAGUAUUCAUCCUGUUGGAAAAUCUAACUAGAUAUCUCUGCUUCAAGUCUUGUUUUGUUUCUAGUUAUGCCACUAAAUAAAAGAAGCUAGAGUAUGUGAGUGAGGUAGGUUGGUUGGUUUUGUUACUCGCUCCUCUUGUUUUGGCUCCGCGAUUCUUUGUUGAAGAAUGGGAGCUUUGUGUGAUGGUUUCUUUUCACUUAUCAAUAAUAUCUCUUUCGACUGUUCAACA
This is a messenger RNA of Camellia sinensis, 1989 nucleotides long. The record is from RefSeq and is a predicted model, not a curated record. NCBI's taxonomy places the organism in Eukaryota, Viridiplantae, Streptophyta, Magnoliopsida, Ericales, Theaceae.